This is a messenger RNA of Lepus europaeus (European hare), 1164 nucleotides long. RefSeq names its product somatostatin receptor 4 (gene SSTR4). Lineage: Eukaryota; Metazoa; Chordata; Mammalia; Lagomorpha; Leporidae. The record is from RefSeq and is a predicted model, not a curated record. Bases 1 to 1164 code for a protein of 387 amino acids. The transcript has a single exon. Gene Ontology annotation, cellular component: membrane; neuron projection. Gene Ontology annotation, biological process: cellular response to glucocorticoid stimulus; neuropeptide signaling pathway. Gene Ontology annotation, molecular function: neuropeptide binding; somatostatin receptor activity.
AUGAGCGCGCCCCCGACGCUUCCCCCUGGGGCCGAGGAAGUGCUGGAGACGGCCUGGCCGCCCCCGGCCAACGGCAGCCGCGCCCCACUGGAGGAGGAGGGGGCGGCGGGGCCCGACGGCGCCGGGACAGUGGGCACCAUCGCCAUCCAAUGCAUCUACGCGCUGGUGUGCCUGGUGGGCCUGGUGGGCAACGCGCUGGUCAUCUUCGUGAUCCUCCGCUACGCCAAGAUGAAGACGGCCACCAACAUCUACCUGCUCAACCUGGCCGUGGCCGAUGAGCUGUUCAUGCUCAGCGUGCCCUUCGUGGCGUCGGCGGCCGCGCUGCGCCACUGGCCCUUCGGCGCGGCGCUGUGCCGGGCCGUGCUCAGCGUGGACGGCCUCAACAUGUUCACCAGCGUCUUCUGCCUCACCGUGCUCAGCGUGGACCGCUACGUGGCUGUGGUGCACCCGCUGCGCGCCGCCACCUACCGGCGGCCCCGCGUGGCCAAGCUGGUCAACGCGGGCGUGUGGCUGGCCGCCCUGCUGGUCACACUGCCUAUCGCCAUCUUCGCCGACACCAGGCCAGUGCGCGGCGGCCGCGCUGUGGCCUGCAACCUGCAUUGGCCGCACCCAGCCUGGUCUGCGGUCUUCGUGGUCUACACCUUCCUGCUUGGCUUCUUGCUGCCGGUGCUGGCCAUCGGCCUCUGCUACCUGCUCAUCGUGGGCAAGAUGCGCGCCGUGGCCCUGCGCGCCGGCUGGCAGCAGCGCAGGCGCUCGGAGAAGAAGAUCACCAGGCUAGUGCUCAUGGUGGUGGCCGUCUUCGUGCUCUGCUGGAUGCCUUUCUACGUGGUGCAGCUGCUGAACCUGUUCGUGAGCAGCCUCGAUGCCACCGUCAACCACGUGUCGCUCAUCCUCAGCUACGCCAACAGCUGCGCCAACCCCAUUCUCUACGGCUUCCUCUCCGACAACUUCCGCCGCUCCUUCCAGCGGGUCCUCUGCCUGCGCUGCUGCCUCCUGGAUGCCGCCGGCGGCGCCGAGGAGGAGCCCCUGGACUACUACGCCACGGCUCUCAAGAGCAGAGGCGGGGCAGGGUGCAUCUGCCCGCCGCUGCCCUGCCAGCAGGAGCCGGCGCAGCCGGAACCCAACCGCAAGCCGGUCCCGCUCACCGGAAUCACCACCUUCUGA